This is a messenger RNA of Cotesia congregata, 474 nucleotides long. Lineage: Eukaryota; Metazoa; Arthropoda; Insecta; Hymenoptera; Braconidae. The record is from the annotation of a GenBank genome assembly.
AUGGAUAACAUACGUCAGUCUUCUACUGUAAGUAGAGUAAUUAAUAAUUUUUCAGAAAAUCCACCUGAUAUUCUUGAUUGUUAUAAAGAUAAAUGGUCUUGGAGUAAAGUAAAAAUGAGUAUUGGAAAAUUUUUUGAUAAAUUUAAGAGUGUUAAUGAAUAUGACCAGGUAAAACUGAGAAAUGACAAUAAAUCUCAGACAUCACCAAGUUCGAUAGAGAAAAUGAUAAUACAGGAGAGACUUGCGAGGGAUUAUCAGCGUGAAUUAAAGAGACUUUGCGAGCGUAAUUUUUGUCAAAUAAAAAUGCAGGACCCAUGUGAGAUUUGUUGCUGUACACCAUGUGAAAUGCCUAAAGAAGAUCCAUGCCAUGGUGUAUCUAGAACGACGCGUCCUCCAAAGUGUCAAUGCGGGAGAGCGGUGGUCAAAGAAAAAGGAUGCUGUGAUGCUUGUGAAAAUGCUCUUAAAAGAAUUUAA